Messenger RNA from Styela clava, 2539 nucleotides. The record is from RefSeq and is a predicted model, not a curated record. Lineage: Eukaryota; Metazoa; Chordata; Ascidiacea; Stolidobranchia; Styelidae.
AUGAUUUUAGAAAUUGCUGUUUUAUUAACAAGAUUCAACUUUAUUUCACAGAAAGACGACGGAUCCGAGAUUGCCGCCCUGAUUAAAAGAAGUUUCGCAAUCAAGCAGAAUAAAUGUGACGUCAUAUAUGAUUCCAAAUGCUUUCAAAUAGUUGCGUAUGAAACAGGAAACGUCACCUUCACCGAUGUUGAACCAACUUGCAAAUCAAAGAACAUCGGAAAACUCGCCAAUAUUCACGAUCUCGCACAUUACAAGCUGCUGGUCUCAUAUAUUCGCUCACUGAUUCCUGCUGGUCGGUCAGAUAUUUACAUCUGGACAGGGAUGGAGUAUAAGAACAAUAAGCUUUUACUGAACGACGGAAGACCAUACACUAUUGCAACAAAUGUGUGGUAUCCUGGCCAUCCGUCUUCCGCUGCCCCGCGAACAAGUGUUGCUAUUUAUCUCCGUAAGGAUCCAGGGUAUGCAUAUCAGGGAAUGUUCAGUGAACACCCAUCCUGGACGAAACACGGUGUCAUCUGUGAAAUGUAAAAGCAGCUUAAAACCUGACAGAACUUUGUUGACGGAUUCGAUGAUGUACUAGACAAAAACAGUUAGUUAAAUGACUGUUGUUAUGUACAUAGAUUUUAAAAGAAAUUUUGUCUUAGUUCCAGUUAUCAUAGGUUCCAUGUCUGAUUACACAUAAUUCAUAAGACCCAAAGACAAUCAAAUCUUAAAUUAUUCUUCAAUUUUACUAAAUCGCAUAUUUUUAUAAAGUCUGUUUUGCAGGCAUUAAAACCUGAUUUUAUUUAUGAGAGAAGACUAAAUUACGUGUUUAUUAAAGUUAUAUUACUGAUAUUUUUAUUUGUGCAUUUCUCAUUCCACACUGAAGUCGGCCUGUGAUUAUGAUUAGACAAAGGCCACACAAGUAUGCUCGUCUUAAUAAAUAAAACUUGCUUUUUUCAUUAUUAGUUAGUUUCAGUGGAAGAAUUAGAAAAUCUAAGAACGGGUUCUCUUUUGCAUCGAACUCGCUAACAAAGGGUUCUCUAAUUUUAGAGAAACAUGCGGAACUAAAUAAUAUAAAAACCUGGAACAGUUUGAACCCUGCCACUGCUUACUUAUAUAUUAUCACUUUACUAUUAUUCUAUUAUUAACCGUAUAUCCCAUGCUAUAAAUUGGUCGCCUUGUCUAUUGAAACUUUUUGCUCAGUAAAUAAAUUCAUAGCUGUCUCCAUGUGAUUUCUGUAUAUAACCAAACAUGAUAAUAAAUAUUGAUUCGAUCAUUUGUGGUUUUCUUCGUUAUUGUUCUGAACCAGUGAAUCGAACCUUGCAAAAUCUAGGGUGAGAGUUCACCUUUACGGCGUUAACACUAUUGAGGAUCUAUUGUUAAAGAUUCAAGAAAAACGGAAAAGGGCUUUGUAUACAUAGGGAGGAAUAAAAUGUUCAAAAUAGAAAAUAGAGGAAUUAGUCUCGAGCUCGGUAAAUCAUAUCCUUGUCGAACCGGUUAACUAAUCUUAUUGUCAACAUGAACCGGUAACCGGACAAAAGACGUAAUUCGCCAUAGGAUUAUUAUCGGCUUUCCUUUCUCUGGGAUGAAUAUGAAAAUUUUAUCUUAUAGUUGUGAGUGUUACUAUGGUUUGCAAAACAAGAGAGCGAUGCUCAAAUAUAUGGACACGAAAUCUAAAACAAAGUACUCUUUGCACCGUACUUACCGGUCAGUAUUGAUUAAUCUCCGAGUUUCGCGUAGCGUCGCGUAUAUUCGGAAAACGCUGACAUGCAAUUCAUGUUUUCAUAAAAAAUGAAAAUAUUCUGGAUGAAAAUUAGAUAUCAUAGGAAAUUUAGGAAUACUGUAAAUGUAAUGUGAAUGUAAUAAAAUAAUAGCGUUCUAGCAAAAAAUACCAUCCUUAACCACUGAAAAUUUCAAAACAAUCGGUCCAUGAGUGAAUUAGAGAAUCGAUUUUUCAAAAUGGAACCAGAAGAAAUACAAUAAAAACAACAUUUUACAAAAACAAUCUAUUGGUCCAUUAUGUAUCCAAUAAAACCUCUCUCGCAUUAUCUUGCGCGGUUGAAAAAUUUUCUUAUCCGGAUUCACGAAACUUGACUCCUUUAAUCUGGUUUAGUCAAACCAGCAUUGUUCCUAGGCUCUGCGUUGGUAUGGUGUAUCUUCAUCAAUUAUGCGAAUUCCACUUUACAGCAGAAGCUUUAUCUGUUCUUCUCAUUGACUGCACUAUCUUAUAAUGAUUAUAUGUGUUUUUACCAAAAUAAAAUUUUAAAGAUUCCAAACUGGCUAUUUUUGGAUUUUUUCUUUAUGAAAUCGAAGCCAGUCAUCGGCUAUCUAGCUGAACCAAUCGCUGCUGGUCGGUCACGGCUUUUCUCCAUCAUCAAGUUCAUGCUUCUGUACACUAAUCCCAUACCAUUCUCUCUUAUGUACUUCACACAAUCAAUGCCACUGAUUUCAAACCUGAUGCCUAUAUGUUGAACCGAUGCUCACUUGUUCAAAUUGUCGGGAUUUUCUUGGAUAGGAAUUCCAAUAAAACUGCAUUCAUUGCUAGAUUUCUAACCAG